GUCGUUCAAGACAUCCUGGUGAUCUCGACUUACGCCAGUUUAGUUCUCGUUAUCGUUGUGUUUUUGGUGACGGAUUUAUUGCGCUACAAGCCUAUUGUCAUCGCUGAUGGAGUUGCGGGAGUCAUGACUUACGUUCUUCUGAUCGGGAGACCGUCCCUUCAAAUGAUCCAGGUCGAACAAAUGUUCUUCGCGUUUUUCUAUUCGUCCGACUCCGUUCUCUACACCUACAUGUACGCUAAAAUUGAGGACAAAACGACUUAUAACCAAAUAACGGGCUACGUGAGAGCCGCCGUUCUGUCUGGGAAAUUCUUGAGCGGCUUUUCGUCUCAGGUUUUCGUAACUCUUCACCAAGCCGGUACCAACUCCAGUAAAUUACCCCUCGUCUACAUGAGCAUAGCAGGUAUGACAACAGCAACCCUUGUGUCGUUGCUUCUACCAUCGGUGAAGCACACGUUUUACUUCCAUCGAAAAACUGAAGCUGAAGGUCUACAGCCGAGCCAAGCACAAUCAUACGGUGCAAUCGAUGUAUUCACCGUUAAGGCAGAAACUUUAUCACAUCCUAUAAAAACCGACCAAGUAUCCGCGAGCUCACUCAGAACCAACGAUCACACUGCCUCAAAAGUCAUCAAAUAUUUAUGGACGGAUUUCAAGGAAUCGUUCAGCAACGAGAGAGUCGUUGUGUGGGCAUUUUGGUGGAGUGUAGGUGGAGCUGGAUUUAAUUUGGUUCUCUACUACAGCCAGCUCAUUUGGAAAGAGGCGAUCGAGCAAAAUUAUCCGAAUAUGGAGUCGAUGAACGGAGUGGUGGAUUGUGUCUACACUGCACUGAGUGCUGUAGCCUCCUAUAAAGUGGGUCAGCUGAAUGUUGAAUGGACCAACCACAGCAAUGCACUCUUGGCUAUCGGGUCCAUAAGCUUAGGAGCCGUUGUCUUAUUGACGAGCCAACUGAAGAACAUAUACCUUCUCUACGUUUGUCAUAUUAUCCUCACAUUGACGUAUCACACUAUGCUCACAGUUGCAGAGUUCGAGAUCGCAAAACAAAUCAAAGAAUCUUGCUAUGGUUUAGUUUUUGGAUUCAUCAUGUUCGUUAACUUAGCUGUUACAACAUUUUGGACUGUGAUCAUUGUCGAGGAUACUUUCUUUACAUUCAACAUCAAAAGACAGUUCGAAUUUUGCGCUGGAUAUUUCUUGGUCAUCGGCGUGUACUAUUUGAUGAAGAAUAUCCAAACCUCUUCACGAAGGAAUGUACAUUUUAACUCAUGACUUACAAUGAGGACUUCCACUUUUUGCUCCUGAUUUUAGGGAUCCUUCAUCUUUGCAAAAAUAACAGGAUCCCUUUCAACCUAUUUAUUAGUUGUAAAUAACGAUCUGUUGAUAUUUGUACAUAAUAUUUUUCAUUACAUAAUUGUUUUUUACUUGGUUUUAAAUCAACCUAAUUUUCUGAAA
Molecule: messenger RNA, 1443 nt
Organism: Bemisia tabaci
Lineage: Eukaryota; Metazoa; Arthropoda; Insecta; Hemiptera; Aleyrodidae
Source: RefSeq, a predicted model, not a curated record